Molecule: messenger RNA, 3191 nt
Organism: Nannospalax galili (Upper Galilee mountains blind mole rat)
Lineage: Eukaryota; Metazoa; Chordata; Mammalia; Rodentia; Spalacidae
Exons: 5
Coding region: 1160-1876 (238 amino acids)
Source: RefSeq, a predicted model, not a curated record
AAAACUACAAAAAAAAAAAAGUAAAAGAUACAAAUAAAGUGCCUGGCACACAAUAGACAGUGGUCAAGUGGCAGGGGGUGCACAGAUAUCUGGGUCUGAAGUUCAAAUCUCCACCUGGUAAAGAAAGAAUGAAAACCCCAAUAGAUGUCCAAGCAUCACGGAAGGGCCCACCGGGCUACCUACCUCCCCCAUCUAGUACCAUACCCUCUGAGUCCAAACAGAAAAUCAGAACCUCAGAGAACCCCUAGUUUUUGGGAGAGACAUAUAAAUUCUAAGCUUGGCUGGCUUAGAGAUUUGAAGUAAGUGGAUUCGGAUAGGAUCCGCAGCAUUGGCUUGCCUAGCAAGGAAGGCUAGGGCUGAAAGCCAAGGUGGCACCGCCAGGAGCUCCUUGUUAGCUCUGUACCUAACUGUCCAUUUCGGAAAACCGAAAACUGCCUGGAGUCCAAGUCUCAUGACAUGACUCACUAAUGGUACCUUUGUAGAAAGCCAGGGCUGUGACUUGGAUGUGGUUGAGGGCAGGCUUUCUUCGAUGCGCAUCCAGGCGUCCCGCCUCCUGGGCCUGCAUUCCCAGAGGGAACCCACAGCCGCACCCAUGGAGGCUCCAGAUACUCCACCCUGGUGUCUGGUCCCAACUCCCCCCACCCCCCACCCCCGUCCUGGGCAGGCGUGGUUGAGGCUGAAAAGGGGGAUCAGGAUUCUCCUCCUGGAGGACUUACAGGUCCCCACUUCCAGGCUAAUGCCAUGAAACACUGAGGCUUCAAAAUCGGGCGGUGUUUCCAGGGUGCUGACGUCUCUGCUCCUUAUUACAGCUGCCCUCCUGCAGGUACCCCAGCCUCCGGUGGUUUCCGCCUGCGCUCCCUACCCCGGCUCAAAAUCGCCGUCCGCACCUGCUCCAAGGAGAAAUCAGCACAGGAGAGGUGAGUGGCCAGAGCUGGGGUCGGCAAGGAGGACCCCGCUGUCUGCGCCCCUACCCCACUUCGCAGGAUCUCAGAAAGCCGACGGGCAGACUACUUGGGACGUAGGAAGAUUCUUGCAUCACGUUGGUUAGGCGACUGUUCUUCACCUGGAUCAUCUGAAAGGCACCCCUCCUCCCCCAGGCCGGGAUCCAGUGUCAUCCCCAACUGUGAGAUGGCCUUAAUAAUACUACUUGUGCUUUGCAAUGCCAUCCCGCAGACCUGGGUGUGGAAUGCUCGGUCGGCCGAGCCGAGCUGGCUUCAGGGACACUGGCUCUCCCCGACCGGGGCCCAGCGGGAGCCGGGAAAGGCGCUGCCACCUCCCACCUGCCCGGGGUCCGGCUGACCGCACUGCGGAGACUGAGCCCGGAGACCUCCCUCUCCCGGCUGCGGAAGCGGGAGUGCCGGGCUUGGCUGUAUCCGAGGCGGAGAUGUCGGAUCCGCACUCACACGUGGUGUUCGCAGGCCUUCGAAGUGCGCGAGCCUGUUUUGAACGCCGGCGGCGAGGCUACCGCGUCCGGCCGGCACUCUGGACGGCCGGGGCUGGCGGGCCCACCCAGACAAGAGGAGAGCAGGAGGCCGGGCGGCUUCCCCUCGCCUUUGCGCUGCGGCUCCGGGAGGCCAUUUUGAGAGCGAACCAGAGGCAGCAAGAUGGCUGCGUGGGCCUGAGAAGAAGUCAGAAGCUUGUUUGGAGUUCCAAGUUCAGAAUUCUACCCUGGUUCGCCUCAUAUUGGACCCUGAGUUCCUGGCAGAUGGGCUUCCAUGACAUGCUCCAGGGUCAGAAGAAGCGAAAGAGAAAGAAUUCUGGUGACAAGAAUAAAAAGCCUCCCUCAUCUCUAGUACUCCCUCUAUCUUCUCAGAUGUGGUGGGAUGCAGGCAGCUGGCCAGAAACCCACAGGAGCUCUGUGAUUGGUCUUAGGUGACUAUGAGGCCAACAGAUUAUCCUGUGAAAGAAAGUGAUGGGCCAGACUCUUACAGCUUUUAUGGAAAUGGAGAAAGAACAGUGACUCCUGCCAAGGUCACAGGAUUGGAAUACAGAGCCAAGCUCUCUCAGAAUCAGAAGAGCUGAGCAGGAAAGGAAGACUCAGUAACCACCAAUCCUGAAACUGCAGGAUCAAGUGCAAUCCUGCCAUCAGGGACUUGGCAGGAGACCAGGGGAAAUAUGCCCCAACACUUUCAGUGGGCCUUUGUCCUUGACUUGCUGGCCAGCCUAACAUCUCCUGCAUCAUUUCUACCCAGGCCACACCCUUUUCAGGCCUGUUCUGGGUCUGUUGUGCUAUGGAACACUCUGCUCAGGCCCCUGGCAAAUGGAGACUUCACCACUGGUAUUUCCACCUCAAAGGACAGGACAGCUCACUGGGAAGUUGCCAAAGGAAGGGACUCCAUCUUCCUAGGAAUUAACGAAGCCCUCUCCCCAGCUGUCUUCCCCUUGGUGCUCCUUUUCCUCCCUCCUCCUGUUCACAGCAGGCAGGGCCUGGACCCUGGAGCCAUGCUGCUCUGCUGUUGCCAGGGGAGCCUGGAGGCAAAUCAGAGCUAUGCAGGGAAAAGGCUCGGCCUGUCAAAGUGUCUGAGAUGAACCACUGCGAUCCUUGUGCAGCUGGGCUCAGAUGUGUCUCUGCUCUUGUUCUGUGCCUGAGAAUACUGAAGCCCAGUGAGGUUCAAGGGCACAUUCGCUAUUCAUUAGUCAGGGGUUCUUGACGUCCCAGGGAUGGGUUCCCCCCUUCCUCUUUCUCUCCUUCCUGUGACACAUUCCUGGAUGCCUGUGGUGAGAGCUGUACACCUCCUGCUGCACAGCCUCUUCCCCUCAAAUCCUGAAUCAACUCCAAUCAAGGAGACCAGACAGGACAGAAACAAUGGCUUCUGGAAACCAUUCAGGCAGGACCCCAGCCACACCGGCCUGCCCUUCAUUCUCAAUUCCUCUGGGGGUUCCACUCUCCCAUGACUCAGGGCACCCAUGGGCCACCAGCUUCUACAGGUCUGAACAGGAGGACACCACUGGUGCCACCCUACACACAACAGGCCAGUGUAAUGCUAUUCUCAGUGGAUUCCUUGGGUGCCUCUAAUCUUGCUGGCUUGCUAUUUUUGUGUUUCCUUACCACGAUGUGCCUGUUGAUUGGAGAGUGUAAAUUGUACAUUAUUUUCUGAAAUGUGGCAAUGUCAAAAUGUAAAAGGAGCAUGUAUUUGGUCACAAACAAAUUGUACUACUAGGAACUUAUUCUAUGUGUACUCAUAAAGGUU